UAUUUCGAGCAUAUUUGUUUUAAUUUGAAGAUGAAAUAUUUAAGUAUACUAUUAUGCAUUGUUUAUUUAAGUUAUAUUCAUUCUUACGUUUUUCCAACAGUUCCAAAAUGUAAGCUGACAGAUUCAGUUUGUUUGAAGACAUCAUUUCAAAAGGCUUUACCAUUCUUCCUGGAUGGGAUCCCAGAGUUAGGGAUAGAAAAAAUGGAUCCGUUACUCAUUGAAGAAAAGGAGUAUGAAAUUGGGGGGUUAAAGUUUCUUUUAAAGGACACAAAGAUGACUGGAAUGAAAACCCUUAUUUUCGAUAAAGUGAGCUUCGAUUUACAAAAUAAAAUUGUAAAUUAUAAGUACCACGUCGCUACAUCUUCUAUGAUUGGAAAAUAUGAAGCUGGUGGAAAGAUUCUUCUCCUACCGAUUCAAGGAAACGGUUUAUUCACGCUGGAGUUACGAAACGUCGAGGUCGACUCAAAAUUGCAUUUCGACAUCCUCAAAAAAGAUAAAAAAUCAUACUUGAUUCCUCAAAAACAUGACUUAAACUUUGAUGUGAAGGAUUAUGCACAUUAUAAUUUAACGAACUUGUUUAAUGGAAAUAAGAAGUUGAGUGAACCGGUUCUUCAAUUUGCAAAUGAAAACUGGAGACUGAUAUCAAACGAAAUCGGAAAGCCUGUGAUAGAUCAAACCGCGUUGCAGAUUAUAGACAAUAUUAAAAAGUUUUUCUCCAACUCUCCUUUGGAAGAUAUAACAAUUGAUUGAAUUGUUCACCGUGUACUGAUGUAUAAGUAUAGAUGUAAGUGUAUUAA
This is a messenger RNA of Leptidea sinapis, 797 nucleotides long. RefSeq names its product protein takeout-like. Lineage: Eukaryota; Metazoa; Arthropoda; Insecta; Lepidoptera; Pieridae. The record is from RefSeq and is a predicted model, not a curated record. Bases 31 to 750 code for a protein of 239 amino acids. The transcript has 5 exons.